AAUUCCCAGUCACACCGUCCUGGGCCCGAUCUGGCUGAGCCUACAGGAGGUGCCUACUCCUCUGGGCUCUCUUUUCUAUCAUCCAGGUGGACUGUCCUGAGCUGUUCGCUUCCUGGAGUCACAUUCCAACCCCGCCUCCCUGAGAAGACACCCAGGCCUCCUCAGGGGCCGGCAGUGGGCACUGUUUCCACACUUGCUGCACCUCUAUGGGGCCCCACCCCCACCUCUGCUUGGGGCGGGGACUUAGAAGGGAUCUCUAACUCGGGACGAAGCUAGUGGAAAGGGAAGAACAAAGCUCCAAAGGUCAGUUUCUGGAUGUUCAAGAAGCUUCCGUGGAAAGACUUUAUAAAAGAGACGAGGGAAGAGCUCACUCGAGAGAGGGCGGAGGUUUAGCUGUGACCGUCAUCUCUGUGACAUCAUUCCCCUGGAGGAUGCGUGGCCUCUAGGUGGACAUGCCUCGGCACACAUCUAACCCUCCGGCACAGGGGCAGGGGAAGCUGGCACCAGCGAGUCCCAGCAGUGCGGCGCCCACAAAAACAAUAGAGUUUGCAGGCCGAAAGGGCUUAAUCCCUAAGUGCUCCGGCAGGGACCACUCCUUGAAACCACGACUGGGACUUGAGCCCAUUCUCGGCUCCUCUUCACCACUACUCUCUACCAGCAGUAGCGACACGAGCGAGCGGCGGCGGGGUUUGCUCGGUGCCUGGUGAGCAGCAGGGGAGCCGCGCGGAGAGAAGACUACAACUCCCAGCACACCCCGCGCCGUCCAGCCUCACAUUUCCCAGAAGGCCGCAGGCGGCGCGUUCCCGACAAGCCCCGCGGCGGCCGCCCACCGCCGGAUUUGAAUCGCGGCACCGCUCGGUGGCGGCAGCGGGAUGGGUGCCCCGUCAUUGCCCCCGACCUGGCAGUUCUACCUCAAGGACCACCGCCUCUCCACAUUUAAGAACUGGCCCUUCUUGGAAGGCUGCGCCUGCAUCCCGGAGCGGAUGGCCGCGGCCGGCUUCAUCCACUGUCCCACUGAGAACGAGCCCGACUUGGCUCAGUGUUUCUUCUGCUUCAAGGAGCUGGAAGGUUGGGAGCCAGACGACGACCCCAUAGAGGAGCAUAAAAAGCACUCAUCUGGUUGUGCUUUCCUUUCUCUCAAGAAGCAGUGUGAAGAGUUAACCCUCAGUGAAUUUUUGAAACUGGACAAAGAAAGAGCCAAGAACAAAAUUGCAAAGGAAACCAAUAAAAAGCAGAAAGAAUUUGAAGAAACUGCAAAGAAAGUCCGCUGCGCCAUUGAGCAGCUGGUGGCCUCAGAGUGACGCCUCCCACUGUCCCCGCCCCACAGCGGCACGUCGGUUCCCAGGCACAGCCCUCAGCGUUACCAGCUUUCCUCCGGGGCCCCUUAGCUGCACCUUAGGAAAGGAGACAUCAGCAUUUUGAAAUGAGAAUGUUUAAACCAGCUUUUCGUUUUUUUCUUGAAGAUGGUGCCAGGGGCUCCUUCUGUCGUGCAGCUGGUGCUGAGGGCAGUGACCGAUUCUCUUUUCUCUUUGAUAGUUUUUGCUUUAUUGCUUCCUGGACUUACCUGGGUAAGGUGAGACGUUUAUCCGUGUGGGCAGAGCCCGUCCACAGCGACGUGUCUGGGCUUCUUGCUGACAACUGGCUAUUGAGCCGAGCUGUGACGCGUGAAGGCGACCGUGGGCUGUGAGCGGACCGGCAGGACUGUGGGUGCCAUUUUAACCUUCCCUGUGUAGCGGUCCGCGUUUAUGGUGUGCACGUCUCCAUUCCAGACGCUGUGUGUCAUCUGACUUUGACGUCAGCAGGUCCUAUGACCACCCCCUUUACCCCAGCAGGUCUGUGGUGUCGCAGCAGCUCCCCUCCUCCCAAGCGAGCUGUGCAGACCCCCCCCCCGACACCUCUGGAAGCACGGCACGUGUGUGCACGCGCGUGUGUGUGAGAGCAAGAGGGGUCCCUCGCUGUCUCUUCUGGCUCAUCUUGGGAUUUCCAGGUUCACGGGGUGGGGGGUUGUGGGAUUAAACCUCAGGCUCUGCCUCCCAACUCGAUCUGUGUAAGAGCCCUCUCUGUGCCUGCAGGGGGCGGGGUGGUGGGGGUAGAUGCAGGGGCACUGAUGUCUUGAGAGUAAAGCUGGCCUCUUGCUUUGAGAUCAGCUGAAGAGAAGUGUGACAGGAUUGCGGCAUUUCUCUACAGGAGGUGAGGGGAGGGUCCUUUGGGCCAGACAAGGCACUUUCCAGAGGCCUGGCUCCCGGCUUCUUCCUCUCUAGUGAGCAGAGCACACAGCCAGAGUCCUGCUCUGGCCCAGCUGUCGUCCACGGACAGGGCAGGGAGGGCUGGGGUGGGAAAUCCUAGGAAGGAGUUCCAGGGCCUAAUAUUGCCUGUACGCUGCAAACAGCUGUUUCCCAUUAAUGAUGUGUCUAAGGCAGCUGAUGAUUCACCUGUCUUUCUAAUGUGAAUCUUCCUAAAGGAGAGCAAUUGAAUAAAAUUAAUUUUAAAAAGUG
Molecule: messenger RNA, 2495 nt
Organism: Camelus dromedarius (Arabian camel)
Lineage: Eukaryota; Metazoa; Chordata; Mammalia; Artiodactyla; Camelidae
Gene: BIRC5
Product: baculoviral IAP repeat containing 5
Exons: 4
Coding region: 873-1301 (142 amino acids)
Source: RefSeq, a predicted model, not a curated record